UUCUGCAUGAAGUCGACAACACCACAGGGUUGAGGAUGCUGGGAAAUGUCAAGUGAAACCCCGCCCCAUCUUGUGUUUCUGUGCGACCUACAUCUGUUCUUAUAAUACAUCCAUGCCCGGAUCCCCUGUGCCGCGUUACGUCUCAUGGAAUUAUCCUUUUUCAAAACUAGAGACGUAAACUACAUCAACACUCCAGUAGCAAAGACGACACUGAAGCGAAAUAGCCAACACGGGAAAAGGCAUACAAAAGUCAUCACUUAAGGGCGAAGAUGGUUUCAUUAUCUGUGCUGUGUCUGUCACUUCUCUUGUUUCAUACUCAUUUUUCACUGGCCAGGAAAGGAGGCAGCUUUGGGAAAGGCAGCUUUGGCUCAAAGAAGACCACCUCACACAUCAGAGGCAGCACCAACACAAAAAAAAAUAAUCAGGGCUCCAGCGCUCAGGGUGGAUACCCCAAACAGCCUGGACAACCCAAUCAGGGAGGCUACCCUCUGCAAUCAGGCAGACCUGGGUAUCCAGGUAAUUACCCUCAGCAGGCAGGUGGAGGUUACCAUAACCAGUUUCCAGCACGGGGUUCUCCGUACAGUCAUGGUGGGUAUGGAGGUGGAUACAUGAACUACAAUCCAAACAACAAAGUCCUGAGCCCUCGCUAUGGGGGCAGCUUUGGAUAUGGGGGCCAUGGCACUGGGGUCGGCUCUCCCUUUUCCCACUCAGUUCAGUCGAUGGGCAUGUAUCCCUCUGAUAAAUCCAGAGGGUUCGGACGCAGUGCCGUGAUGGCAGCAGCUGGAGGAGCUAUGGCAGGAAUGGCCCUGGGCUACGGGCUAGGAAGGUUCCCCCGUCCUCCCUUCCACUUCCACUGCCCCCAAGAGGAGUACUACUACAACAACUACAUGUACAGGAAAUAUGGUACCAAGUCUACUGAUAGCAAUGACUACAGCAGAGACUACAGCUACAGCAAACCCCCUGAAACCUAUGAUAGCUACAUGGACUCCUGCAUGAAGAGAACCGACAUUCUGCCUGCGGAGAAUCAAAAGCCAGACACAGAACCAUCUGUUACCACCACAACUUCUGUCCCCCCGGCUCCAGACACUGACACAGGCAGUAACACAAUGGAGACCAACAGCACUGCAGCAGAUAACUCCUCAACCACUGCACCUUCAAGUAAACACCCCCUUAAUCAGCCUGUAGCCAAUCCUGUGCCUCCAGCUUCACAGACUGUCAGUAGUGCUGAAGACGAUGAUACAGUUAGCAUUGUGGAGAUUGGCUACCCAGCACUGAUUGACCAGAUAAAGGCCAGAAGAUGCUUGGAGCUGUACAUGGUCUACUCUGAAAAGUACUUGAAGAAAGUGACGGGUGGUGUGCAGGGAUUGAGUAUGGGCUCGCAAGGGCUUUUAGCUGUGGUCAUUAGUACUACACUGAUGCUAUUGCAUAGCAACAUGCUAGUGCUGCUGCACUGAGGCUUUUAUUAGCAGUGAAAGUGAUGGAUAAUGUUUUAAAGGAAUUAAUUUAUUAAUGGGUGGAAAUGAUUAGGGAGAGAGGAACUUCUUGCCUUUUUAAGGAGUUUCUUUAAGUGUGUGGAUUUCUACAGUUUAUUUUGUCUUAAUAUUUAAGCAAUACAUUCUCAUGUAUGUGCUUUUCAAACACACAUUUUAAAGUAUGAUAUGAGUAUGUUAACUGCAGGCAGGUUGAUGUUGGAGGACUGUCUGAUUCAAGGACAGUUCAACAAGUUGGUUAGGGAAUAGUGUUUUAAAACAUCCGUUAAAACUGGCCUUUAAAUUGGCAAUAUUCUACUAGUCUACUACAAGUAUAACUGCUUCAGACUGAGAAAGUUUACACUAAGAGCAUGACUAUUUGUAAUGGAUCAUAUCUACUCAUUUCAUAUAAGGUAUAUUUAAAUACAGAAUCUCAAACCAUAAAGACUUAUUAUAUCUGUCGGUAUUAGUUUAUUUGGAUAAACAGACUCUCUAAACAUACAGAUAAUAGUAUGCAUGUUGUCAUCCUAACACUUCUUAAAAUACAUACUUAUUAUUUGAUAUCAAAACAAAAAAAAGUGUGCUUUUCCUAAAUACUUCUAUGGGGUUUUAACAUGUUCCAUGUGUAUUGCCCUUGCCUUUUAGAGUGUGUGUAUUUUCAGAUUUGUUUGCAUACACUUGCCUCCUUUCUCCCUUCUAUCCAAUUUUUGUCUCCUUCUUUUGUUUCUGGGCAGUUCCCCGAGCCAAAUUUAUCUCUAAAUCCUACUGAAUGUCAUCUUUCAAUAUCAGUUGAGUUAAUGGCCUGCAAAUCAAGAUAUGUACAGUAGGAUUUAUACAAUAUUUUUUCUAAUCAUAAAAGCUGAUUAAUUAAAAAAAAAAUGUAAGCGGUACUCUCUGGAUUUAAUUGCAAACAGUUCAAAUUCAAAAUGUCUCUACAGGGUAUGAAAAAUUGUAAUCUGAAAAGUAAAAACUGUCAGACAAAUGUAGCGGAGUAAAAGGUAAGUUUUCCUCUAAAAUAUAGUGGAGUAGACAUAAAAAGUAGCAAAAAAUGGAAAUACUCAAGUACAAGUACCUCAAAUUUGUACUUUGUAGUAAAUGUACUUAGUUACAUUUCACCACGGCAGACUGUCGUCAUGACCACUA
This is a messenger RNA of Etheostoma spectabile (orangethroat darter), 2612 nucleotides long. RefSeq names its product major prion protein homolog. Bases 270 to 1454 code for a protein of 394 amino acids. Gene Ontology annotation, cellular component: membrane. Lineage: Eukaryota; Metazoa; Chordata; Actinopteri; Perciformes; Percidae. Gene Ontology annotation, biological process: protein homooligomerization. The transcript has 2 exons. The record is from RefSeq and is a predicted model, not a curated record.